This is a messenger RNA of Nicotiana tabacum (common tobacco), 676 nucleotides long. The record is from RefSeq and is a predicted model, not a curated record. NCBI's taxonomy places the organism in Eukaryota, Viridiplantae, Streptophyta, Magnoliopsida, Solanales, Solanaceae.
CUUGGUCUGCCCUUGGCUCUUUGUUUGACCGAGUUAAUAAUCCCUCUUCGUGCUUUUUGGUUAACUAUACUAUUUGCGUUCUUUUCCAGGUGAUUGAUAAAGUUCAGGAAGAAACAAAAAGCCGUGCAGAUAGAAAACCACCUGGUGUUGGAGGACGAGGAAGAGGAAGAGGUAGGGAUGAAAGUGCUGCUGGAAGACUGGCAAAAGGCAUUGGGCGUGGAAUGGAAGAUGCAGGUCCAAAAGGCCGGGGCAGAGGAGGACCUGGUGCCAAGUCUGGUGGAAAAGGUGGAGGCCGUGGACGUGGCUAAUCAUCUUCAGUUAGAGACAAUGAAGCAAGAUGUGUCACUUUAAAGGCAUAUUGUAUCUAGUUUUGUUUAUACUGCCAAAUUAUGAAGGUGCUUCUUGGAGGAAAGGCUGCUUCCAGUUAUUUUAAAUUUGAGAUGGAGUGUAUUUAGGCUUGAAAUGCUCACUCUCAGAUUGAUCAGUGUUUUUCUCUUUUAAGUGAAGAAAAAUGUAAGCGAGCUCGUGUCUUGAAAAUAUUUGGCCAUCAGUAUGUGUAAUCUUAAAUGAGAACUAAGCCUAGUAUUCGAAUUCGAGGUGUUCAGGUUCUAGUUAAAGAUGCUUUUCACACUUUAUAAUUGGAAUGUUAACUCUAGACGAAACCAUUCAGAGUUCA